UCAAUAACGGAGAUUACCCAUCCGGUGACCUUAUCCCUUCGCCGGUGAGAGAAUCUCAGAUCUAAAAUUUCGAAAAUUCACCACAUCUCACCUUCUCCGAUCUGAGCCCUAGGCUAAACGAUUUCCCAUGGAGGAAGACGACGAGACUCAGUCGCUGCAAUCUCCGGGAGAUUCCCUUUCACCAGCUCCUUCCUCUCCUCCGAUUUUGCCUACGAGCGACGUCACGGUGGCCUCUGUGACGAAACCGCCUGUUUCUUCUCAAUCUCCGUCGGGAAACGCUUUGGCUUUAGUGGUUCAUACUCCUUCCGUUACCGGUGUUAGCGGUAACAGAAACGGCCGAAGCGGCGGAGGAAGCGCCGGCGGAGGCGGAGGGAGAGACGAUUGCUGGAGCGAAGAAGCGACCAAGGUUCUAAUCGAUGCGUGGGGGGAUCGGUUUUCGGAGCCAGGGAAAGGAACUUUGAAGCAGCAACAAUGGAAAGAAGUAGCUGAGAUUGUCAACGAAAGUCGUCAAUGCAAAUAUCCCAAAACCGAUAUUCAGUGUAAGAACAGGAUCGAUACGGUGAAGAAGAAGUAUAAGCAAGAGAAGGCCAAAAUCGCUUCUGGUGAUGGACCUAGCAGAUGGGUAUUCUUCAAGAAGCUCGAGAGUUUGAUUGGAGGCAACACCAUAACCAAAUCCUCCGAAAAGGCUCCUAUGGGAGUUCUUGUGAACAGCCGCUUGAAUGAGCACAAACGUCAAGCUAAAGGAACAACGCAGAUCCUGCAACAAGGAGACUUGAAAAGAAGCUCUGAUUCGAUGCGGUGGCAUUUCAGGAAACGAAGUGCAUCUGAGACUGAAUCAGAGUCUGAUCCUGAACCUGAGCCUUCUCCUGACUCAGCGGAGAGUCUGCCACCGCCGCAAGCGUCUCAGCCGCUGGCGUUUCAGCUGCCAAAGCGGUUGAAGGUUGAUAAGUCAGGAGGGAGUGGAGUUGCAGAGGUGGCUAAGGCGAUACUCGGAUUCACGGAAGCUUAUGAGAAGGCGGAAACUGCGAAGCUUAAGCUGAUGAUGGAAUUGGAAAAAGAGAGGAUGAAGUUCGCUAAAGAGAUGGAAUUGCAGAGGAUGCAGUUCUUGAAAACUCAAUUGGAGAUAACAAAGAACAAUCAAGAGGAGGAGAGGAGCAGGCGAGGAGGAGAAAGAAGGAUCGUUGAUGAUGAUGAUGAUGAUGAUCAUCGCAAUGUCAAGAAUAAUGGCGAUGUAAGUAGCUGACAAUCGAACAACAAAAAAAAUGUCUUCUUGUGAUUUGCUAUGGUUUAAAAACGUAUCUAGAUUGCUGGAUUAGGAUUUGAUGUUGUUGUUGGUGUGCCUUGUGGGAUGUGUAAAUGUUCAAGUUUAUGACAGGGCUUAGGGGUAACUAUGUGAUCAUCAUCAUCAUGUUGUUGUUAUGUUAUCUUGUCUUAAAAACAUUGCCAAAUUGAAAAUAAAAAAACUUUGAACUUUGAAUGU
Eutrema salsugineum is the source of this 1480-nucleotide messenger RNA. RefSeq names its product trihelix transcription factor ASIL1. The coding region runs from base 128 to 1243 and encodes 371 amino acids. The transcript has a single exon. Gene Ontology annotation, molecular function: transcription cis-regulatory region binding. Gene Ontology annotation, cellular component: nucleus. NCBI's taxonomy places the organism in Eukaryota, Viridiplantae, Streptophyta, Magnoliopsida, Brassicales, Brassicaceae. The record is from RefSeq and is a predicted model, not a curated record.